This is a messenger RNA of Fusarium sp. VM40, 1758 nucleotides long. The record is from the annotation of a GenBank genome assembly. Lineage: Eukaryota; Fungi; Ascomycota; Sordariomycetes; Hypocreales; Nectriaceae.
AUGGGUGUUUUUCAAAAGAUGGCUUGGUCCAAGAGCACUAGGAUCAAGGUCAUGAUCGCCAUUGACACGGCCUUCUUCAUCGUCGAGAUUGUCUCUGGUUUCCUCGCGCAUUCUCUGGCUCUUAUGGCCGAUGCUUUUCACAUGCUUAACGAUAUCAUUUCUCUUGUCAUUGGUCUUUGGGCAGUGUCCGCCGCGCAAAAGACAUCCACUGACGAGUUCACAUUUGGCUGGGUUCGCGCCGAGAUUCUAGGUGCUUUCUUCAACGCCGUCUUCCUUAUCGCCCUCUGCGUUUCCAUCGUCCUCGAAGCCCUUACCCGAUUCAUCGAACCCCCGGAGAUCAGCAACCCCAAGCUCAUGCUUAUCGUGGGUUCCGCUGGUCUCUUCUCGAACUUUGUCGGUUUCUUUGUCCUCGGUGGCCAUGGUCACUCCCACGGACCUGGUGAGGGUGGUCACGACCAUGACCAUGAUCACGGACAUUCCCACAACCAUGCCCACGAUGAGGAGGAAGGCAACGCUGGCUUCCAUACCCACGGCUCACUCGCUGAUGAAAGUGGCCGUGCCGCUGAGGUCUUGCCCGAGAUUGUUAUUCGCCGCGCAACUGCUCCCAAGAAGUCUAACGGUAAAUCCAACGAUCAGCGAAACAGCCGCGAUACAUCCUCCCGAGGUCGUGACCACCAUCGAUCCAGCAGAAGUGGACAUGCUCGUUUCGCUAGUCUUGAUGACUUGAGCAUCCACCCAGCUAGUUUCCGACAGAGCAUUAUCGACGCUACUCGAAGUGAUGUUAACGAAGCCACGAGCGAGAGCGAGACCGAUGCCGAGAAUUCCCCAAUCUUGGAGGAGGAUGAGGCGAACGAAGAGUCGCCUCUUCUUAAGGGCGUCGCCAAGAACGGCUCAUCGAUUGGCCACGACAGGAACGGCUCUCACACCCACUCCCAUUCACACUCUCGACGACCUCGACGGGACUCGAGCGUUCACCACGGUCACCACCACACCCUUCCCAAGGAGGCUGGCAAGAAGGAUAGCCAUGGCCACAACCACGCUGAUAUGGGUAUGAACGCCAUGAUUCUUCAUGUCAUUGGAGAUAUGCUUGGCAACAUUGGAGUCAUGGUUACGGCUCUUAUCAUCUGGCUUACCGACUGGCCUGGUAAGGUCUACGCCGAUCCUGCUGUCUCCUUGUUCAUCACGGCUAUCAUCCUCAAGACAUGUAUCCCUCUUACUAGAGGCACUGCGCGAGUUCUACUGCAAGCCACCCCCGAGCAUAUCAGCGUUCCCGAGAUCCGACAAGAUAUCGAAGCUCUUCCUGGCGUUAUCACCUGCCAUCACAUCCACGUCUGGCAACUCUCGGACACCAAGCUCGUUGCAAGCAUGCAUCUCCAGGUUUCUUUCCCCAUUGACUCUCACAGUGGUGAGAAGUACAUGGAACUGGCUCGACGCGCCCGCAAGUGCCUCCAUGGUUUCGGUAUUCACAGCGCCACGAUACAGCCUGAGUUUUGUUUCGACCAGAAGCACGCGCACGACGCUGAGGCUGCUGCUCUUGCUUUUGAUGGCACCGCCGACUCAAACAAGGGGGAUAGCUGUCUCCUUGAGUGCAUCGACGACUGCCAAGCUCAGGGCUGUUGUCCCGCAGAUGCAUCAUCUAGGGGUUCAUCUGUGAGACGGGCUAGUGAAUCGUCGCACAGCGCAGCUAGUCCUCACGCACACGAUCACGACCAUAGCCACGAUCAUGAUCACAGCCACAGCCAUGAUCACCAGCAUUAA